AUGCAAUUCCCAAACACUACUUUCAAUUCCCCCAGAAUUAUCUUUGCCGUUGCUCUCUUCGUCCUUUCAGCACCCAUAAUCGCAGUACCAAUGCCGCUUUCUCAUACCGUCAGCUAUCCUUGUAACACGAGCGCACAUGGCCUUGAUCGCAGCAGUGUCAAACGAUCCUUGACCAGACCUUGA
Messenger RNA from Botrytis fragariae, 183 nucleotides. RefSeq lists its product as uncharacterized. Bases 1 to 183 code for a protein of 60 amino acids. The record is from RefSeq and is a predicted model, not a curated record. The transcript has 2 exons. NCBI's taxonomy places the organism in Eukaryota, Fungi, Ascomycota, Leotiomycetes, Helotiales, Sclerotiniaceae.